This is a messenger RNA of Limulus polyphemus (Atlantic horseshoe crab), 502 nucleotides long. RefSeq names its product Golgi-associated plant pathogenesis-related protein 1-like. The transcript is spliced from 3 exons. The annotation marks the transcript as partial. NCBI's taxonomy places the organism in Eukaryota, Metazoa, Arthropoda, Merostomata, Xiphosura, Limulidae. The record is from RefSeq and is a predicted model, not a curated record. Gene Ontology annotation, cellular component: extracellular region.
AAUGGGCUAAUCAUCUUAAAAUAUUUCUGUGGUUUCAGUUGUGCUCCUACGCUCAGGAAUGGGCUAACCAUCUGGCCAAGACAGACAACUUCCAACACCGAUCUGAUCGCAAGUAUGGGGAGAAUAUUUACAUGAGCUGGACUUCUGAUCCUAAAACCCAGAUAUCUGGAAGGGAUCCAGUUGACAACUGGUAUAGUGAGAUUAAAGAUUAUGUCUUCGGGAAAGAGCCUCGAACCCUUGCCUCAGGUCAUUUCACACAGGUGGUGUGGCGCUCUAGUACCGAAAUGGGCGUGGCCCACGCUCGAAGUAAGACUAAUAAGAUCAUUGUCGUCGCAAACUACAACCCAGCCGGAAACUUGGUUGGAAGUUUUACUUCAAAUGUUCCUGCUCCUAAAUAAUUAACCCUUGAAGUUUCCGGUUGACGUUUCACCACCAAUACCAUCUUUAAAGUUGUUGUUGUUGUUGUUGUUAUUAAGUGAUUAAAUAGCAGUUAAUAUCUGUA